This is a messenger RNA of Fraxinus pennsylvanica, 390 nucleotides long. The record is from the annotation of a GenBank genome assembly. Lineage: Eukaryota; Viridiplantae; Streptophyta; Magnoliopsida; Lamiales; Oleaceae.
AUGUAUGCAACAUACCCGAUGGACAUGGUUCGAGAUAAAUCUCCUAAUCAGUAUAGAGGAAUGUUUCAUACUUUGUCAACUGUGCUUCGUGAGGAAGGUUUUCGUGCUCUGUACAAGGGUUGGCUUCCUUCUGUCAUUAGAGUCAUUUUGGAACUUUCUGCAUUCAUUAUAUUCUGUUCUGCAGGGGGUGCUGGGUGGCAGAAUCUGCUCUCAGGAUUGUUUGACAAACUCUUCAUUUCCGAGAAUCUUGCCGAACUUGAUGACUGGUUUGGUGAUUUGAACCCUGAAUCUAAAGUAGUUAUAUCCGAGGCGUAUACUGUACCUUCACUUACGGUUGGAGAUAGAUUUCGGUUUGAAAGGCUUGUUUUAAUAGGGGAGGAGCCACCAUGA